AUGGGCCUGCCGCAAGAUUACGGCACGCCAAAUAUGGAUGAAACUCAAGCAACAAUCCCUUUUCCAGCCCCUACGAAGCAAACGGCCGCCAUGGUGAAUGGAGUCAAAACGGACGUGAUGCGUGUGUCCUUUGCAGAUAAAAUCAUGAUCACGAUCACUCAGAAUGGUAGGCUGUCGCAAUGGGUCACGGUGCCGCUGCUGAGCGACAAUCCAACCCACUCAGAUCCCUACUUCCAAACCAAUCGCUCCGGAGAAGAUGCUCUUCUCCCACCCGCUCGUUUCUCGCCGCGAAAUCUUCUCGGAGCCGGUGGCGCUGAUCGUGAGAUUAUGGGACAGUUAUACGCUUCUCAGAUCGCAAAUGCUAUAGCCACAAAGUCGCCUGAGGAGACUAGAUCUCUCAUGCUUGGACUUGGCCUCGUCAAGGCCGACCCGGACCGAGAGGUCUUUCUGCAAAUCAUCGACCUUGUUCUAUCUGUGCUUUAA
Molecule: messenger RNA, 483 nt
Organism: Rhinocladiella mackenziei CBS 650.93
Lineage: Eukaryota; Fungi; Ascomycota; Eurotiomycetes; Chaetothyriales; Herpotrichiellaceae
Exons: 2
Coding region: 1-483 (160 amino acids)
Biological process (GO): proteasome assembly
Source: RefSeq, a predicted model, not a curated record